AUGGCUGUACUACAUGGGUGGAACAAGGUCACCAGAUGCAAGGCUUUCCCUCUCUCACUAGCAGGGCAGGCUCAACAGUGGUUCACUGAGUUACCCGUCGGGCAUAUCCAAUCGUUUGAACAAUUGAAGAAAGAAUUUUUGGAGGCAUUCUCUACUUACAUUCCAAAGAAAAAGAGUGCCAUGUACUUGAUGAGCUUGCAACAGAGGCCAAACGAACCACUAAAACAGUACAUUGAAAGGUUCAAGGCUGCAACACAAGAAGUAAGAGACCUCCCAGUAGGCCUUGCUGCGUCCGCCUUGCUUAAUGGAACUACCUACGCCCCGCUCAGAAGAUCCCUAGCCAAAACCGAACUAAGCUUAAUGACUGAGUUAUUUGCCCGAGCCGAGCAGUUUAUUGUCCAAAUGGAAAUUUUGGAAGCGUGGGAAGGUAAAAGAAGAGGAAGGUCAAGCGAUGUUGGGUCAGACAAAUUAGUGAAGAUGCAGAGAAGAGAGGAGCCUCCCAAGAUGCCAUUCAAGAGCUUCACACCCCUUACUGAGCCAAGGGCCACCAUCCUUUCCUCCAUUGCACAUACCGAGCUCAUCAAUUUUCCGCCGCACACCAACCAGCCAAUGGGUAGGAACAUGGACUCCUUCUGUAAAUUUCACGAGUCCCCAGGGCAUACCACAGAACAGUGCCGAGAACUACGAAAUCAAAUUGAGCAGCUAAUUAGGGAGGGGAAGUUAGAUCGAUUCAUAUUGGAUAAACCAAAGAACCAGCAAGGCAGGAGGGAAGAAUCCAGAAGAAACAACCAGGGAAGAUCCACAUGCCCGAGGGAUGACGCCCCAAAUAGAAGAAAGAACCAACCACCCCAACAAAGAGAAGGAGAAAGAAACAACUCGAGGAAGGAGGAAGAAAGACCUGGUGCAGAAGAUGGAAAUGAACCCGUUAUGGAAAGGAUACAUGUAAUUUCGGGAGGAGAAAACUUGGAAGGAGACUCCUCCUCCUCCAGGAAGGCAUAUGCGCGCCAGGCCUUACACGUUAAUUCAGUGGAGAAGAUCCAAGAAGACGAGGACCCCCUCAUUUUUUGCACUGGAAGACCAAGGAAGUGUGUUGCUCCCCCACGAUGA
Messenger RNA from Diospyros lotus (date-plum), 1107 nucleotides. RefSeq lists its product as uncharacterized. The record is from RefSeq and is a predicted model, not a curated record. Bases 1 to 1107 code for a protein of 368 amino acids. NCBI's taxonomy places the organism in Eukaryota, Viridiplantae, Streptophyta, Magnoliopsida, Ericales, Ebenaceae. The transcript has a single exon.